UGUAUUUGUAGAGAAAUAAAGAAAAAACAACAACUAACCUCAUAAAAAAGUUCAUACAUUUGUCGCAAAAAAAGAAAAAUAGAAAAAGAGAAGCAAAUGCAAAAAGUGUCAAAGAAGUGAAAAACAAGCAGAAAAGGAAGAAGCAGCAGCAGCAGCAAUAGAAUCCAGCAGAAGCAGCGAAAAGCAGAAGGAAAAGCCAAGUUUGACUCUCUCUCUCUUUCUCGCUCUUACAUAAAUGGAAAAUAAUUCCUGAGAUUGCGCUGCUAGGAAAAUUUUGCGGAUUUGCAUUUCACCUUCCGUUAGCUCCGGGAGCUGGGAGUUUGGGAGUUUCUUUUGUGGAUUAUUACGCCCUCUCGCGUGCUCUCUCACUCUCACCCCCAACCUCUCCCCACGAUUGUCGCUCACUGUGGGUGCGAGCAGGCCAGCAAGCCAAGGAAUCAUCACCUGCCCAUCGCCACCCACUGCUCAUUGCCACCCGACCCCCGCGCCCUCUCUUCAUCUUUUGGAUGCUGUCUAUAAAUCGGGAACGCGCAUAUCCAGAGCAGAAAUUGCGACUAUUUUGGAUUUAUAAAAAGUUUUGAAAAUGAACCAUUUGGCCCGAGGGCCGAGGCCCUGUGUCUCCCUGCGUCGUUGCCUGGCUAAGAAGUCAUCAGAAGUUCGUCACACAAGGCAGCGUCCGAGCUCAUCGCCACCCGCCAUCAGUGCCAUCAGUGUCAUCCGCAUCCGCGCAUCCAGUAAUCGCAGCACCUGCCCCAGCCAUCCGAUCAGCUCAUCCGCCGGCAGCACGUUCCUAGGCACCACUGGUAGUACUUUGGGCCGCCCGCGCAGUGCGGCCGCCCGAUCGUUUGCGUCUGCAUGGAGUCAAUGAGACGUAACGAGGCGAACACUAGCCACCACCCGAAUAAGGUGGCCCUGAAUAGCAGCAACGUAGCAACGGAAAGCAAUAUUAAGAAUAAUAAAUUGUUAGCUAAUUUAAGUGCGGCAGGAGCAGCUACAGCUACAACGGCAACAACAGGAACAGCAACAACAACGACGGCGACAACGGCGAAUCAAGCGCUGAAUUUCAAUAACAAAACGAAGGCAACAGCAACAACAAACGCAGCCGCAGCAUCGGCGAAUAAUCGGCACAAUAACAACAACAAUUCCAGUGCGAUCAAGAAGCACACAAAUACGAAACAAUUAGCUGGCAAGAGCCCCGCUUGCAACUCCUCCUCCUCGUCGCUCUCCUCGUCGAGCAGCUCCAACUCGAGCGAGUCGAAGGACACGAACUUUGAGUACGAGGACGAGUGGAACAUUGGCGGCAUACCAGAGCUGCUGGACGACUUGGACGCGGAUAUUGAGAAGUCCGCGCAUUCUUCGGGUGGUGGCAACCAGGCUACCGCGCUAAAUGCCAAGCAGGCAAACAGCUCCUCCACAUCCUCCUCAUCAUCCUCCAAGAGCGGCGCUUCAUCCUCGUCAUCCUCAGCAGCAACGGCGGGAUCCUCAUCGUCGCAUAAAUCGCACAAAACCACAUUGCACAGCAAUUUGUCGGCCACAUCGCCAACCACAAUUAAGUUCACACGCCAGCCGGUGGCCAUUGGCGGAGCUAACUCCUCCUCAUCCUCCUCAGCAGCUGCGACGCCCAGUGGUGGCAGUGCGAACGUGGUGGCCAAGGGAUCAUCUUCUUCCUCGUCCUCCACAUCUUCCUCAUCUUCGGGGAAGCAUCAUCACCAUCACCACCAUCACUCAAACUCGAGCAGCAGUGGGAGCAGUUCAAAGGGCUACAAGUCCGCUUUGGUGGCUCAACUGAACAGUCCGAGUCCACUGAACAGCAACUCCAAGUCCCUGAGUGGAUCGGGGAGUGGAAGCGGGAACACAAACGGUGCAGCGGGAGCUGGAGCCGGCAGCACCUUGUCAUCCUCGACAUUUGCCGGUUUCUCCAAGGGCGGCAGUUUAGUGUCUUCGUCGGCAGGAGCAGCAGCAGCUUUAGCGGCUGGCAGUGGACAACAGGGCUCCAAAUUCUCCGCUGGCGGCAUGUCCUCGCAAACGGGCAGCGGCAGCGGCGGCAACAACACUAGCAACAGCAACAACAGCAGCAGCGGAAGCGGAGGCAGCGGCUCGGGCAGCAGCACAGGGAACACCGCCAGCGGUAGCGGGAACAGCAACAGCACAAGUGCCGGUGGGCCGCCGAGUUCGCAAGGCGGCAACAGCGGAAACGGUAGCGGUAGCAGCUCCAGCUCCUCCAGUGGCAAAUCGAGCGCAAAGAUGUCCAUAGACCACCAAGCGACGCUCGACAAAGGACUCAAAAUGAAGAUCAAGCGCACGAAGCCGGGCACCAAAAGCUCGGAGGCCAAACACGAGAUUGUGAAGGCCACCGAUCAGCAACAGAACGGAGCCCUGGGCGCCGGAUCCAAUAACUCGGCCAACGAGGAUGGGAGUUCCGGUUCCAGUUCCACCAACGCAUCUUCCCUGGGGAGCACCAAUUCAUCGAGCAGCGCAAGCAGCGGCAGCUCCUCCAGCAGCGGCAGUUCAUCGAGCAGCAGCAAGAAGCAUCUAAACAAUGCCAGUACCGGUAGUGGCUCCUCCUCUUCCGGAGGAGGCAGCCAAAACAAUGCCGGUGGUCAUGCCAGCGGAGGGGGAUCCUCCGGUGGCAGUCAGUCUACGCCGCAGGGCACUAAACGCGGAAGUUCGGGUCAUCGGCGCGAGAAGACCAAGGACAAGAACGCACAUUCCAAUCGCAUGUCCGUGGACAAGUCAGCGGCUGCUGCAUCGGCGGCCGGCGAGAAGGAUACACCUGAGAAGUGUUCCGGUACGGGAGCUGGUGGAUCUCCCUGUUCAUGCAACGGAGAGGUGGGAGCUCCUUGCUCCCAUCAUGCCUGCAUUCGCCGUGCCGCACACAUGUCCAACUCCGGAGGCAAUGCAAAUUCGAGUGCCGGCACUGGGCAAACCGGUGGCUCAUCCUCCAUGUCAGCAGUGCCACCGGGUGUGUUCACACCUUCAGCGGGCUCUCCUUCCGCCGGUUCACCUUCGAACGUGGUGCCUGCAGCUGCCUCACUUCUGGCGGCGACCGGAGCAGCCUCCUCCUCCGCCUCUCAAAUGGCCAGCAGUAGUGCCGGUGGUGUGGGUGGUUCUGGAGGAGGUGCCAAUGCUCCAGGGCCGCCGGGAAAGGAGUCUGCCGGCAGCAUCAAAAUCUCCUCGCACAUUGCCGCCCAACUGGCAGCAGCGGCCGCUUCCAAUAGUUACAGUGGGAGUGGAGCUAACACAAAUCAAGGCCAGAACAACCCUUCUGGCGGCAACGGCGGUUCGGAGAGCAAAGCAGCGGCGGCGGCUCAGGCCAAGUUAAUGGCACCCGGCAUGAUCUCAGCCACCAUGCACCACACGAUCUCGGUGCCGGCGGGCAGUACAGGAACAGGCGACGAUGAUACCAAAUCGCCGCCUGCCAAAAGGGUGAAGCAUGAGGCUGGCGCUAGCGGAGCAGGCGGCGGCAAGGAGAUGGUGGACAUCUGCAUUGGCACCUCGGUGGGCACCAUCACCGAACCGGACUGCCUGGGUCCGUGCGAACCAGGCACAUCCGUGACCCUCGAAGGGAUUGUGUGGCACGAGACCGAAGGCGGCGUUCUUGUGGUCAACGUCACGUGGCGGGGCAAGACCUACGUGGGCACUCUGCUAGACUGCACCCGACACGAUUGGGCUCCUCCAAGAUUCUGUGAUUCACCAACUGAAGAAUUAGAUUCUCGAACUCCAAAGGGACGCGGCAAGCGCGGACGCAGUGCAGGUCUCACUCCCGACCUGAGCAACUUCACCGAGACCAGAAGUUCGAUUUACUUUUCACACGCUCAGGUGCACUCCAAGCUGCGUAAUGGUGCCACAAAGGGACGCGGUGCGACACGCAGUGCAUCCGGUAAUGCGGCAGCGAACAGCAACAGCAGCUCAUCGGGCAACGGAGGUGGGGCCACGCCCAGCACAUCGCCAACGGCAUUUUUGCCACCUCGGCCGGAGAAGCGCAAGUCGAAGGACGAGGCGCCCUCACCGCUUAACGGCGACGCCUCGGAUGGAGCAGCUGGUGGCGGUAUUGGUGGGGCUGGUGGAGUGAACAUGGUGAACGCCAGUGGCAUCCCCAUAUCGGCCAGCGGCGGUGGCCUGGCCACGCAGCCGCAAAGCCUGCUCAACCCGGUCACCGGUCUCAAUGUGCAGAUCAGCACCAAGAAAUGUAAGACUGCUUCGCCCUGCGCGAUCUCCCCAGUGCUGCUUGAGUGUCCCGAGCAGGACUGCAGCAAGAAGUACAAGCACGCCAAUGGGCUGCGUUAUCACCAGUCUCAUGCUCACGGAGCGGGCGGUGGCGCAAGCUCCAUGGACGAGGACUCGAUGCAGGCGCCCGAGGAUCCGGCCACGCCGCCCUCGCCAGGUGUCGCAAGUGGAACCGGAUCAGGAGCAUCGGUGGCAUCAUCGGCAUUACCAGCGACAGCACCGUCAGCGGGUCAGGGAACUGUGCCAGUAUCCCCAAACACGCCGCUCGCGAAUUCAAGCAACCCCGUUACCAAUGGCAAUGUUGCACCCUCGGCACCAGCUACUGGAUCGGUAUCAAUCGCCGCUCCCAGCACCACCCCCUUGGUGGUAGAGACGCAAGCGCCGAUUUCUGGUCCCCCACCAGCCACGCCACCAGCUCCAACUCCCAUCUGCGCAGUUGCAACACCGGGAGCAGAGCAAUCUGCACCAUCAGUAUUGCCACUGGGAAAUCUGCCACUGACGGCAGGUCCAAAUAGCGCGACCCAACAGCAACAGCCUCCCACACAGCAACAGCAACAGCAGUUGCUCGUCCCAGGAGGUAGUGCGGCAAGCCUUCAGCAGCAGCAACAGCAACAGCAGCAACCAGUGGCCGGAGGCAGCAUCACCGCUGGAAUCUCCGGACAGGCCCUGUCGCAGCAUCAACAGCAACUAAUGGGUGGAUUGCCUGCCAUGUUGUCAGACCAGCAGCAGCAGGCCCUGUUGCAGCAGGGAGCACUUAAAGCGGGAGUUCUGCGUUUCGGCCCGCCAGAGGGAAAUCCCCUGCAGCAGCAGCCAGGUCAAACAUCGGUUAAUCCACAGACACAACAGUCGCCUCCAAGGCCCCCGAGUCACGUGCAGGACCAACAGACGCCAUCGGCCUAUGCCCAGCAGGCCGGAUUGAAGACCUCUCCCGGAUUUGGCUCCGUCGGCGUGGGUGCCGCUAGCAGCAAACAAAAGAAGAAUCGCAAGUCACCGGGGCCCAGUGACUUUGAGGGUCGUGUAUCGCGCGAGGAUGUACAGAGUCCGGCCUACAGUGAUAUCUCCGAUGACUCCACGCCAGUUGCCGAACAGGAAAUGCUGGACAAGUCAGUCGGCCAGGCGGUGACGGCCAAGCACAUCGAAUUGAUGGGCAAGAAGCCAACGGAAGUGGGCGUUGGUGUACCGCCAGCCCCGGCACCCAACAUGUAUGUGCCGGGAAUGUAUCAGUUCUAUCCGGCGCAGCAGCAGUCAGCACCUCCACCACAGCAGCAGCAGCAACAGCCGCAAUACAUGGUGCAGACAGAGCCAGGCAAACCACCAGGACUGCCACCUGCUUUGACACAAGCUCAGCAGCAGCAACAAUUGCAGCCGGGUGCUCCUCCGCCUACCUCACAGCCCCCGAGUCACUUGCUAGGUCCACCUGGUCAGCAGUCGGUGGCUGCCCAUCUGGCAGACUACAGCGGCAAGAACAAGGAUCCACCAUUGGAUCUGAUGACCAAGCCGCAGCCCCAGCCUGGUCAGCCGUCCUCUCAACAGCAGCAGCCGGGCCAACUGUCGGUCCAGGAAAACAAUGGCAAGGAGGUUGGACCGCCCACCUCGCAGCCAGGAUCUCAGCCGCCGCCGGUCAACCUCAGUGCAGUGGCUGGGCCGCCGCCUGGAACCCUACCACCCGGUUUGGGUGGUCUCUCCGCUUUGGGAGCAGCCGGUCUAGGUGGUCCUGGACCGGGUAAAGGCAUGCCCCACUUCUAUCCCUUCAACUUUAUUCCGCCUGCGUAUCCAUACAAUGUGGACCCCAACUUUGGGUCAGUUUCUAUUGUAGCUUCGGAGGAGGCCGCCAAACUCAGUGGACAUCCGGGUCUGCCACCCAGCUCACAAGCGCAGCAGUUGUCCGGCAUAAGUAUCAAGGAGGAGCGUCUCAAGGAGAGUCCCAGUCCGCACGACCAGCCGAAGCACAUGCCACCUCAGCAGCAGAUGAUAGCAAGCAAGCUGAUCAAGCAAGAGCCGAUGACCAAGCAGGAGAUCAAGCAGGAGCCAAACUCAAAUCCGGGUCAGCAGCAUCCGCCGCCGCAACAGCAGCCAGCGCCUCCGCCGCAGCAACAACAGCAGCCACCCCCGCAGCCACAACAGCCGCAUGCCCUGCAUCCCAAGGAUCUACAGGCACUUGGCGCCUAUCCCGCCAUUUACCAGCGCCAUUCCAUGAGUCUGGCCGUGCAGCAGGCUCGCGACGAGGAGCUGAGACGGUAUUACAUGUUCACGGGACGACAGAAUCAGGCGGCCGCCGCUGCUGCUGCGGCAGCUCAAAACGCUGCCAGUGGCGGUCUUCCACCUCAUCCCGGCAUGAUGCACAAGGAUGAACCCGGCAUGGGAUCGGCGCAGCAACAGCAGCAGCAGCAACAACAACAGCAGAUGCAAAUUGCCCAGCAGCAACAGCAGGCCAUUCAGCAGCAUCAUCAGCACCUGCAGCAGCAGCACCAGGCCCAGCAACAGCAGCAGCAACAACACCAGCAGCAGCAGCAACAGCAGCAACAACAGCAGCAGCAGCAGCAACAACAGCAAAAGUUAAAGCAGUCACAGGCGGCUAGUGCGGCGGCAAACAACAAGGCCACCAACCUGACGAAGGAUUCUCCCAAACAAAAGGGCGGCGAUGACGAUCAGCCGCUGAAGGUGAAACAGGAGGGCCAAAAGCCGACCAUGGAGACGCAGGGCCCGCCACCACCACCAACGUCGCAGUACUUCCUCCACCCUUCAUACAUUUCCCCGACGCCCUUUGGGUUCGAUCCCAAUCAUCCAAUGUAUCGCAACGUGUUGAUGUCAGCCGCCGGGCCGUACAAUACGGCACCGUACCACCUGCCCAUCCCUCGCCCAUACCAUGCCCCAGAAGAUCUCUCGCGAAACACCGGCACCAAGGCGCUGGAUGCACUGCAUCACGCGGCCAGUCAGUACUACACCACCCACAAGAUCCAUGAGCUCAGCGAACGGGCCCUCAAGUCGCCCACCAGCGGCAGCGGCCCCGUCAAGGUGAGCGUCAGCAGUCCCAGCAUUGGGCCGCCUCAACAAGGCGGACCCACGAGCAGCGGCCCCGGAUCCGGACCAGUUUCCGGCGUCCUCGGCCCCGGCAGCGGUCCCAACCAGCAGCCCGGCUCGGCACCUGGGUCUGCGGGCGGUGUGCCGCUGAACCUACAGCCACCACCCGGAGGAAUGGGCCCGGCACCCGGCAGCAAGCCGGAUCUGUCCGGCCCGAAAGGACAUGGCGGAGUGACGCCUGGUUCGUCAUUGGACGGCCACAAGCAGUCGAUGCCCGGAGGUCCGCCACCAAACGGGCCAUCGGGCAAUGGAGCCGUGGGCGGAGUGGGAGGCGCUGCCGGCAAUGGCGCAGCGGGAGGCGGCGGUGCAGGUGCCGCCGACUCACGCAGCCCACCACCGCAGCGCCAUGUGCACACCCACCACCACACGCACGUCGGCCUCGGCUAUCCCAUGUACCCGGCGCCCUAUGGAGCGGCUGUUUUGGCUAGCCAGCAGGCGGCUGCUGUAGCUGUGAUAAACCCGUUUCCGCCGGGUCCGUCGAAAUGAGAUCCACUGAACGGUAACAACGAGAAGAAGGCGUAUAACGUAAAGAACAACUAGUGUGGAGCGGAAAGUCAUGGUGCCCGCCCGUGCAUAGUGCAUUUGCUAUUUUCUGAGAUCCCCAGACAGACAGAGUGGGAGAAGGAUAAGGCUUUGUUCCCCGUUGGAUUCCAGCUUCUUCCCGUCGAAACCUGUCGCAGUCUUGGCUGCCUCUACGAGUCCUUUCGAUGCUGAUGCAUCGGCGGUCGUGGAACCGAGAGGAACACAGAAUCGACUAUUUAUAUGCAUAAGUAUUUUUUGAUGUUUCGUUCGAUGUGGUUAACUAUAACUAGCCUAAGGUAUCACUACUAUUACCACAUACAACCUAUACAUAUAUAAAUAUAUAUAGCAUAACUACAUAUAGCGACUUUUUCCUAAGUGUAUUUGCAUCUGCAUAUAGAUAUCUAUAUUUAUAUUUAUAUCAUACGAGAGAGGCGUAAUCCGAACAUGAACAAACAACAAACAAACAGAUUACAUGAAGCAUAAACAAAAAAUGAAAAAACGAAUCAAACUCGAUACUGUAGUGUGUUGAUUUCUUUGUAAAAAAAACUAAAAACUAAACGAAAGAGAUAUGAAAUUAAGAGAAGAGUAAACUGUAUGGAUAUUGUUUAACUAAAUGAUUAAAUUAUGCAAGUAGAACGUACAAGAUUAGCAUUUAGCGUGUGUAUUAAUUAUCCUUAUCUGUGUUGCGGAUGGAGCUGCGCGGGAUUUGCAUCUAAAAGACAAAUUGGGCGCGCCGCCCAUUCAAUUCUUAUAAAUAUAAAUAUAUAUUAUGUGUAUCUAAAUCUAUAUCUGUGUGUGUACUACUCGUAUUCGUAGUUUCUACGUUAUACGUUCUCCGUGAAUGACUACGAUGAAUUUUUCGGCCAGCAGCCGCACAUUAAUUUUAAUUGUUUCUAAGCAUCAAUUUGUACUUUAAAUAUUUAUACGCAUAUGCAUAUAUGAUAUGAUAACGAUGGCGAGAUAUAUAUGUAAUUAAAGGAUUAUCUAUGUGAAUGUGGGUGUGUAGUAGUUCACUAGCCGCUUCAUAGACUCUACACGCGUGAUUUAUGGCACUUAAUGUUCUAUAGCCUAAGCCCCCAAUAACUGAACAAGAAUCCUGACCCCCGAAACUCCCGCUUCCUAUCCCAAAUACACAUUGAUUCUUUAGAAUUUAUAAAUAAAACAAGUAUUGAAUGUAAAUAUACCUUAAAGCGAGUCUUUUGUAUUGUAAAUUAGUUCCACUGAUUGAUUUGGUGGCCCUGCUUAGUGCUUUGCCACCAAGUUCGUGUUAUAAACAUUAAUGCAUCAUAUUGUAAUGUACUAUAUGUGUUGGCAGCAUUUGCUGUGAACCGCAAACGGCAAACAAAAUGAAAGCGAAUUACCGAUUAAUAGCAAUUUGAAUUAUGUCUUCAUGUGUAGAUCAGCGAGUGUUUUCCUUACAUCCAUUUAGAGUCGCUAGGUUUUUUGACAUUCUCAAUGCAAUUUGUAAUCAAAUCAUAGAAAGCAUUUGACUCACGGAUACACACACACAACAUAACAAUUAAAUGGGGUUUAACAAAUUACCAUAAUGGCUUAUGCAAAGGUACAAGCAAGAGUUUUAUACAAAUUAUGUAUUUUAGAGAAGGGUGAUGGAGAGAUGAAGCGCAUUGAAUUGAAUUCGAAACAAUGAAAUUGUAUCUAAGCAAAGAAUGUAAUCCACAAAAUGGCUAACUAAAGCUAAAUCAAGCAUUCAAAUAUGGACGAAUAUGAACAAAAAAAAACACAUAACUAGCGGCUAAGAAAUUUCAACAAAAUAUAGUACACAUAUUUAAAGUAUAC
This is a messenger RNA of Drosophila teissieri, 9627 nucleotides long. RefSeq lists its product as uncharacterized. NCBI's taxonomy places the organism in Eukaryota, Metazoa, Arthropoda, Insecta, Diptera, Drosophilidae. The record is from RefSeq and is a predicted model, not a curated record. The transcript has 11 exons. Gene Ontology annotation, cellular component: nucleus. The coding region runs from base 856 to 7794 and encodes 2312 amino acids. Gene Ontology annotation, biological process: regulation of transcription by RNA polymerase II.